Messenger RNA from Mercenaria mercenaria, 1831 nucleotides. Its product is annotated as 3-[(3aS,4S,7aS)-7a-methyl-1,5-dioxo-octahydro-1H-inden-4-yl]propanoyl:CoA ligase-like. The record is from RefSeq and is a predicted model, not a curated record. The coding region runs from base 35 to 1726 and encodes 563 amino acids. The transcript has 2 exons. Lineage: Eukaryota; Metazoa; Mollusca; Bivalvia; Venerida; Veneridae.
UAACCUAUUUUGUGCACAUUCAUUCACAUUCAAUAUGGAGGAUCAUCUUACAGAAAGCUACAUUAAGGUAAUUGCAGAAGAAAAUGAAAAUUCGGAGAUUCUUACAAUAGUUGACUGUUUGGAACAUUAUGCAAAAACAAAGGCUCAAACUGAGGCGGUUAUCUUUGUGUCAACGGACGGAACACGCCAAAGUGUUACGUGGUUGGAGUUGUUUGAAAGGUCUCGAGCUGCAGCGAAGUCAUUUCUUCAUCUUGGUCUAAAGAAGCAUGAAAUCGCUGCUUUGAAUAUCCGGAACUGUCCGGAAUGGCUUUACGCUUCAUUUGGAGCGAUGAUGGCCGGAGCAAUUCCAGUCAGCAUUUCGUUCACUUAUACUGACGGCAGUGAUCUUAUUGCACUGAUGGAAAAACUGCAGACGUGUUCGUUACUUGUAAUGGAUCCUGGAUUGAAUGAUAUAAACUGGAACAUUCUCAGACAGAUUCUUGAUGAAUUUGAUGCCAGUGGUAAUGUUAGAAGUGAGAAAAUGCCUUACCUGCGGCAUUUAGUAGGCGUCGCGUUCGAACAAGUAGAUGCUGAACUCUUGAAGUUCAGUGACCUUCUAAUCGAAAGUCAUUCGGAUGUCGUUCUUCCAAAAGUAGACCCGAAAGAUAUAGCUCUCCUUUUUCAAACUUCAGGUAGUACUGGAAUACCAAAAUUGGUUGCACAUACCCACGAGCCAUUGGUAAAAUAUAUCACUGGAAAACACGUAGAAACUAUGGACGCCAAGUACAAACUUUUUAAUGAUCGACCAUUCGCAUGGCUUGGAGGAUAUCCGUUGUCCGUAUUUACGGGCCAGACAAGAGUUACGGUUUCUGGGUUCUCCGAGCCUCCUGAGGACAAAAUAUCCUUCAUGAUUGAGACAAUUAAACGAGAAAGAUGUUCAUCUGUAUUUGCCCUACCGCCAUUGAUGCACGAACUAAUUAAAAGACAGAAUGAGCUUCCACUGGAUUGGCCAGUGGAAAUCAUUAUGAGCGGCGGACAACCAAUGACAAAGAAAAUCGCAUCGUGCAUCGGAAAGUCCUGUAAGUUCCUCCUCUGUAUUUAUGGCUGUACAGAAUUUAUUGUCAUGGCAAAGACUAUGGUAUGUGACCCCGAAAAUUUUACAGAGUAUUCUUGCGGGAAACCAAUGCAGUAUCAAGGAUUAGAAAUUAGAAUCGUGGACGAAGAUGGUAAAACCGUUCCAGUUAACACCAGGGGUGAAAUUUACUGUCGUUCACCUGCAAUGUUUAAAGAGUAUUUCAACGAUCCUGUUAAAACUAGAGCUGCAAAAACUGAUGAUGGAUGGUUUAAAACCGACGACGUCGGCAGAAUGACAGAAAGCGGGGAACUGUUUGUUGAAGGUCGCAAAUCUAAUAUGAUUAUUUCUGGUGGAUUUAAUGUCGCGCCUGAAAUUUUAGAACAGGUGAUGAAAAAUUUCACUGGAGUGGAAUCAAUAGCUAUUGUUCCUGUUCCCGAUGAUAUUUACUACCAAGUUUUAUGCGCAUGCGUUGUGAAGAAAGCAGAUAGUGACGUCACGAAAGAGAAGCUUCAGACGUGUUGUACAAAUUUCCACGCUGACAAACCAGGAUUGUUCACCGUAUUGCCGAAAUUUUACUUGUUUUUGGAAAGGUUUCCGGAAACCAGCACCGGGAAACUAGACCGAAGAGAGCUUGAAAAGAUCGCAACACAGCGAUUCAAACAUAUUUCCUAAAUAUGGAUCAUUAAGGAAUGACAAUACAUGUACAGACAUUUCAUGAGUUCCGUAUUUGUUGUUUAUAUAAGUAAAAUAUUGUAUUAAAACAUUGAUUUUAUCUCA